AUGCUACAUGAACAGAUAAAUUCUCCAAAGCACUCACCUCGUGCUGCUCUCGUAGUGUCGCGUAGCCAUUUUUCCGAUAAUAUAGCUGUAGUCAAAAUCACACCAAAUUCAGCAAUAGAAGCACCCGUGAAAAGUAGUCGCACUGCUCCGUUGUGCUCUGCCGUCGUUAUCGACUUUCGUCUGGCAGCUAGCCAAGCUCAGCCCUUUCUACCUCUUAUGGGUGGAGCCUCGUCAAAUGACGGGAUGAAGGCGGAUGGAGGACAAGAGUAG
Messenger RNA from Strongylus vulgaris, 270 nucleotides. Lineage: Eukaryota; Metazoa; Nematoda; Chromadorea; Rhabditida; Strongylidae. The record is from the annotation of a GenBank genome assembly.